Messenger RNA from Microcebus murinus (gray mouse lemur), 1411 nucleotides. It is a transcript of the gene FAAP24, whose product is annotated as FA core complex associated protein 24. Gene Ontology annotation, cellular component: Fanconi anaemia nuclear complex. Gene Ontology annotation, molecular function: chromatin binding. Lineage: Eukaryota; Metazoa; Chordata; Mammalia; Primates; Cheirogaleidae. The record is from RefSeq and is a predicted model, not a curated record. Gene Ontology annotation, biological process: interstrand cross-link repair.
AAGCCGGAAGUGGCUCGGCCUCAGGUAAAAAAAAAAGUCGCCCUUGUGUAGAGUGGGGCGGAGGUGGGGACCCUGCUAGCUCGGUCCCCGCCCUGGACUGGACUGGGGAGCCAUAGUGCGCGGCGAGCUGGGGUGCCAGGGCCAGGUACGUGACGAAAACGAGGGACGCGGCCACCGGGACAGGAAUCUCCCGGUUCUUAGACUUGUGCAAAUAAUUCGGUUUUUGAAAGAACACUCUGCAGACGGGAUCCUGCCCCAGAGGCCCCGGCUUCGAGCGCAGUGUGGGGCCGUGUUGCAUUUCCCUCCGAUGGAAAGGGUCCCCCCUGAUGGCCCGGGCCCCGUGCACGUGCCUUUGGGGCACAUCGUGGCCAGUGAGAAAUGGCGCGGGUCGCAGCUGGCGCAGGAGAUGCAAGGGAAAAUUAAGCUCAUUUUUGAGGAUGGCCUGACACCAGAUUUUUACCUGUCGAAUAGAUCCUGCAUCCUUUAUGUCACCGAAGCUGAUUUGGUGGCAGGAAAUGGCUACAGAAAGAGGCUUGUUCGGGUUAGAAAUUCCAGUAAUCUUCAAGGCAUCGUAGUAGUUGAAAAAACCCGGAUGAGUGAACAAUACUUCCCAGCCUUACAGAAGUUUACUGUGCUGGACCUUGGAAUGGUGUUACUUCCAGUGGCCAACCAGAUGGAAGCAUCCUGCCUCAUUGUCCAGUUAGUUCAGGAGCAAACCAGAGAGCCCAGUAAGAACCCUUUUCUCAGGAAGAAACGGGCUCUGCUGUCCGAGCUGUCGCUCCUUCGAACCGUGCAGCAGAUCCCGGGCGUUGGGAAAGUGAAGGCGCCCCUGCUGCUCCAGAAGUUCCCAAGUAUCCAGCAACUGAGCAACGCUUCCGUCCAGGAACUGGAACAGGUGGUCGGACAAGCCGCAGCACAGCAAAUCCACGCCUUCUUCACACAGUCCGGGUGACAGCUGGCCGUUAGGCCUCAAACAGGAUCUUGCUUUCAUACUCAAGAACUAAGAAGGAAAAAAAAAAGACUUCUCCUCACAGCAACUAGAAGAUGAGGUGAGGCCUGAGCGGAGCCCGCAGGUGGGCACGGCCCUGGGGUCCGCAUUGCAGUUGGUGGGCACGGCCCUCCCUCUGCUGAGCCAAAAAGGGCCGGUGGGGAUCUUCAUUCUCAAAAAAGUCAGUUAGGGCCAUAUUAUAUAUAAUGUGUGACCUUGACCUGUGUCUAUCAUAGGGAAGUCUUAUAAAAAGUUCCAGGUGGAGGGUGUGACCAUCAAAGGAAACAGACACACAACGAAGCCCUGUGCAUCAUAAGCCCCUUGUUCCUGGUGUCGGAGCUGCUGCUCAGGUCUGGCCUUCAUGUAUUAAUACCUGCGCUAUGAGGGCUGCUGCCAACGUAAAUAAACAGUUACACAACUGCA